Anastrepha obliqua is the source of this 3575-nucleotide messenger RNA. RefSeq lists its product as uncharacterized. NCBI's taxonomy places the organism in Eukaryota, Metazoa, Arthropoda, Insecta, Diptera, Tephritidae. The record is from RefSeq and is a predicted model, not a curated record. Gene Ontology annotation, molecular function: potassium ion leak channel activity. Gene Ontology annotation, cellular component: membrane. The coding region runs from base 135 to 2969 and encodes 944 amino acids. The transcript has 3 exons. Gene Ontology annotation, biological process: stabilization of membrane potential; potassium ion transmembrane transport.
AUAAAAUAUAAUAAGAUAAAGUAAAACCAAUUAAAAUACAAAUAAAAUAAAACAAAAAAUAAAGCGACAUAAAACAGAAGUAAAAUAAAAAGUAAUCAAAAAAAAAGCAUCACAAUCCCUUUCAACACUCAACCAUGGAGCCUUCGAUGCAACCAGAGGGUGUCGUGGUGCGCCGUCGCCAUCGCAAGCUAACUCGUCCCCAGCGUGAAAAGACGCCCGAUCCCUCAGCAAAACCAAACGGUCGACGUCGCUACUCAGAAGAUGAAAGCAGUCCCAUUGACGGUACCACUGCUUCUGAAGAAACUGCCGGCGUGCAAACCAUACGCAUGCAAAUUCGACCACCCGGCGCUAUGUCCGCACAUGAGAGCAAAAUUUUGCGACGUCGCGAUAAGACAUUCGCCAGUUCGGCUGCACGUAGCCAUUCACAGCCACGCGAAGCAGAACGCCUCACUAGUCCAGAAGCAGAUGAGCUCAUUCGUACGGUCAAACAUCGUAGUCUCUCCUCGCCGCGACACAAGGAUGAGUCCAGUGAAAGUGAACUAACUGGCAACACCAUAACAGCAGCCAGCACUACUGCUAGAAAUAUCACCGACACCACCACCAAAAUUAGUCAACGCCAUUUGUCGCCACAUACACGUACGGCCGCCGAUGAAAACAUAAACCGACUAGAACAGAAUUUGCGCCGCUUCGAGGAGGAACGCAAGCGUUUCGAGUCGGAUAAGCGUCAAUUUGAGCGCGAAAAACGUGAUCACCGUUUGCGCUACAAACAGUUGCACGACAGCGACGACCGCAAGCGUCUGUUACAGAACUAUCGUAAACUCAGUGAUCGCAUACAGCUGCCAUCGGACGCGGAAGAACGUCGCCGCAUGGUGCACAGCCUGCGAUUGCAACGCAACGAAGCACCUGUGCUACAGCCACGUCACCGUCAUAGCGGCUACGAAGAGUCCUCUACACAAUUCUCCUCAUCAGAUGUAGACGAUGUAGAAGAGGUCAGCGUACGCAAAUUGGACAAGCAAACCCAUCCUGUGCGCCGUCAUGUGUCAGCCAUUACAGGGUCGGUGCACUACGUGGCCGAUGUACGUGGACCACCUCCUCAACCGCCGGAACGACGCAGCGCUAGCCGUAACCACUCACUCUCCCCCAUACGGCCACAAAGACGUUCAAAAACACCAGAGCAACGUGCGGAAAUAAUGCGACGAUUGGCCGAAAAUGAGGCUAAAACUAAUAGCAAAUCUGGUAGUAUAACACCUGAACCGCAGACGCCUGCCUCACCAGCAGAGCAAAAAAUGCCCGAUUAUCUGAAACCGCAAGCAGCAACAGAAAUGUUCGAAGUGCGUCGGCGCUACAGUGUGCCACGCAAGGACUCGCUCAUCGAAAUCGCUAAACGCAGAAAACAAAGUUUAGAGAAAGCUGAAAUGGAAGCUGAGUUGUUAGAUGCGGCUAAGGCUGCCGAAGCCGCAAGGAUUGAAGAGGAAGCGCGCAAGGCAGCAGCUGCCGUGCCACUAAUGACAACUCUGUUGUGCAAGUUAGUAGCUUUCUUCAGUAGCAUGCGCGCCGAGAAGAAGCAGGCAAUAGCAAAGCCAGAAAUUCAUUACGCUUCCGAAAAAUUGCUAUUGCCACAAGAUUUAAUUGCUGAAGAGCUACCCAAAAAUUUGCUCUCCAAAGAGCUGUUCCGUCAUCUAUACUGGGACGUACGUCAGCAAUGGCGGCGUAUGAAAACCGAUUACCCGAAAGAAAUACGCACAAUACGUCUUUUGCGCAAUAAAUGCAUUGUAGAGUUGGUUCUACUCAUCCUGCUCUGUGGCUUUGGCGGCCUAAUGUUCCGCUAUACCGAAGGUACCUCGGAAAAUAUCUACAAAUGUGAAGUGCGUAAGGUGAAACGAGAUUUUAUAGAUAAUUUGUGGACAGUUAGUCACAGUAUGAGGGAAGACGAUUGGAAAUCGAUGGCACGUCAGAAACUAAGGAAAUUUGAAGACGAAUUGAAUUUGCUAGCCGAAUUGGGUAUACGUCGAUACCCCGGUCAGAAGUCGUGGAACUUCGUAAAUUGCAUAUUAUUCUGUUGGACCGUUAUCACAAGUAUAGGUUAUGGUCAUAUUGCACCGGUGACUAAAUUGGGACGUUCAUUGGCCGUCGUCUACGCCAUAAUUGGUAUUCCACUAUUUCUUCUCAUUUUGGCGGACUAUGGUAAACUUUUCACGCGUGCGCUGAAGUUCUUGUGGGUCUACGUGCGUCGUUUGUACUACACCGGCACUUGCCACAAUAUACGAAAACAUCAGUCGGUGCGCGACGCUAUGAAAUUGGCGAAGCGUUCGAGUAUGUUCUUCGGACGCGAAAUGGAUAUUGAGUCGAGAACAACAUGUCCAGAAACACCGUCUUCGCCGUUCGACGAGACAUUUGAAGUGGAUGAUGAAUUUAAUCUCCCCAUCUCGGUGGCGUCCUUUUUGCUAAUCAGCUACAUAUUAAUUGGCGCACUAUUUUACUGUAUGUGGGAGGAUUGGACUUAUUUCGAAGCAUUUUACUUUGUCUUUAUCUCUAUGUCGACCAUCGGUUUUGGUGAUCUUGUACCCCAACAUCCGAUCUUCAUGAUGUGCAGCACACUCUAUUUAAUCUUCGGCCUGGCCCUUACAUCUAUGUUCAUCAAUGUGGUGCAGAUCAAACUGAGUGACACUUUCAAGCAGGCGUCGAUUAAGCUCAGCACGACUAUUGGCAUAGAAUUGCCGCCCGAAGGCGAAGUUGAUGGGGAAGGGGAAGCGGAAGGGGAAGUAGAAGAGGGUACUGAAACGGCAGCGAAUAAUAACGCAACUACAACUCGAAUAGAUGUUGACAGCCCCAAAGAGCCGACAGCACCACCAGCGCCUCCCAAACCGGCUACGAAUAAUGCGCAACACAUCGAAAGCCCACCACCAUUGCCAAGUCGCAAGCAAGAAGUGGAAAACGAAGUCAAGAAAAAGGGUUGGUGGUUUUGGUAGACAAAAUAUAGUUUUUAAGUGUAAGAAAAUCAUACUUUUAAACCAAUUUUUUUUAAUUUAUUAAUGCUUGAAAAAAUUAAUACUUGAAAACUUAAUAGAGGAUUGCUGGAGAAUAAAUUUUUACAUAAGGAAAUAAAUAUCAGCUUCUACGUAAAAUCUGAACCUGCGGCCGGCUGCGUUAUCUGCGGGCUCUGUAGAAAGCUUGAAAAGCUUUAAGUUUGACUGCACUUGUAACGAUUGAAGUUUUUUUGUUGUAACUUUUAAGACCUCUCUAUGUCCUCACGCCCACAUAUCACCGACGACCACUCACGAUCCAUAUAAAAUCAAAGUCUUUGCCAUAGUUUUAAGUUUAGGUGGACAAAAAUAUUUAACUAUUUUUAUAUACUCGUAUGUCUAUGCAGCUUUUGCAUAAGCUUGAAGGCGGAGAUUCGAGGCUUUUGAAAUCAAACCAAAAGUAAGAAUUAACUAAAUAACACAAAGUUUGAGUUAAACUAAUAAAGACCUGAUUAUUUGAAAAUGAUAAUGAAAUUUAAAAUAGAAAAAAAUUUAAUUUAUUUCCGAGCACAAGAUUUUUACUGAUUAAUAAAUUUGUUUUUGUUUUUAAAA